AUGUGGGUGCCGAUAGCAAGCGAAUUCUCUCCCCCUUCUUGUUCAUCGACCUUCGAGAAGAGUAUCCAGAACUCGGAACCGCUUACCCAAUCUCAAUACCCAGGAUGGCGAAUUAUCCCCAUUCUUUCCAAUCGUUGUUUCCGAUUCCGAAAACCGUACAUGACAUUGACCCCACUCCGUCCUUCCAUAAUCAAACAGAUUAUUCCCCUUUUUGCUGAACAAACAGGCUCUUUUGCUGCGGUAUUAGAUGUUAUGAAAGGUCAAGAAGAAGACGCUGGGAGGCGUAGAAUAGAUGUAGGAUGCGGAAAACGGACCGGAGGUGUUACCAAGAGAUUCGCUGAGUCUGUUAGGAUGGCCAUGAAAGGUAUGGUUCUCAAACUCCGGGGUUAG
This is a messenger RNA of Lindgomyces ingoldianus, 390 nucleotides long. RefSeq lists its product as uncharacterized. The coding region runs from base 1 to 390 and encodes 129 amino acids. The transcript has 4 exons. The record is from RefSeq and is a predicted model, not a curated record. NCBI's taxonomy places the organism in Eukaryota, Fungi, Ascomycota, Dothideomycetes, Pleosporales, Lindgomycetaceae.